UAGGCUGCCGUUACCGCCACUUGGGCCAGAGCCGGGGGGCUGUCUCCGGGGGCCGGGCGGGCGAGGGGAAUGGGCAGCGGGCGGGGGAACAUGAGCGGCUUUCCUCGGCAAGGAGCACUUCCGGGUUUAGGUCACCAGGAAGCGGAAGAGAAGGGCUGCCUGCUGUCCGCCUGGCUGUCCGGGGGAGCGGCGGUGGCGGCGGCGGGAGGCGGCGGCGGAGGAGGAGCAGGCGGAGGCUCCGGGGCUGCUCCAUCUCAGCUGGUGGCCCGUGCGCCGCUGGACUCCGCGUCGGCUCGGCCGCUGUUUCCUGCCUCGGGCCGGGCGGGCCGGAGAGCGAGGGGCCGCGGGCGGGCUAGAAUGGAAGAAUCUCACUUCAACUCCACCCCGUAUUUCUGGCCAGCAGUGCCCACAGUCUCAGGACAGAUUGACAACAGUAUGUUCAUUAACAAGAUGAAGGAGCAACUGUUGCCCUCAGAGAAGGGCUGCGGACUGGCUCCUCCUCAUUAUCCUACCUUAUUGACUGUACCCACCUCUGUGGCCCUUCCCACCAACAUUUCUAUGGAUUCUGACACCAAGCCAGAACAGCUUACCCCACACAGCCAGGCUUCUGUGACGCAGAACAUCACUGUGGUACCUGUGCAGUCUGCUGGACUCAUGACAACAGGGCCUGGUCUGGUGAUCACUUCUCCCUCAGGGUCUCUGGUGACCACAGCCUCUUCCGUGCAAACCUUUCCCAUCUCGGCGCCCAUGAUUGUCUCGGCACUCCCCCCUGGUUCCCAAGCAACUCUCCAAGUAGUCCCUGACCUCUCCAAGAAGGGGAUUACUGCCCUGUCAGAGAGUGGGGCAGUCAGUGGCGCUGGAGGGUUAGCCCCCAAAGCUCCUCGUGGUCGAAAAAAGAAGCGGCUACAGGAAUCUGGCCUGCCAGAGAUGAGUGAUCCUUUUGUAUUACCAAAUGAGGAUGAUGAAGACCAGCACAAGGAUGGCAAGACGUAUAGGUGCCGGAUGUGUUCGCUGACAUUUUACUCCAAGUCAGAGAUGCAGAUCCACUCCAAAUCGCACACUGAGGCAAAGCCGCACAAGUGCCCUCACUGCUCCAAGAGUUUCGCCAACAGCUCCUACCUGGCCCAGCACAUACGCAUCCAUUCAGGGGCCAAGCCCUACACCUGCAGCUACUGCCAGAAGGCCUUCCGCCAGCUCUCCCAUCUACAGCAGCACACGCGGAUCCACUCCAAGCUCCACACGGCGAUUGUCAAGCCGCACAAGUGCCCUCACUGCUCCAAGAGCUUCGCCAACACGUCCUACCUGGCCCAGCACCUCCGCAUCCAUUCAGGGGUCAAACCCUACACGUGCCGUUACUGCCAGAAGGCGUUCCGCCAGCUCUCUCACCUACAGCAGCACACACGGAUCCAUACUGGUGAUCGGCCCUAUAAAUGUGCUCACCCUGGGUGCGAGAAGGCUUUCACACAGCUUUCCAACCUGCAGUCCCACAGACGGCAGCACAACAAAGACAAGCCAUUCAAGUGCCACAAUUGCCACCGGGCGUACACUGAUGCCACCUCGUUAGAGGUCCAUCUGGCCACCCACACAGUGAAGCAUGCCAAAAUCUACAACUGCUCCAUGUGCAACCGGGCUUACACCUCGGAAACGUACCUGAUGAAACAUAUGCGGAAACACAACAUCCCUGACCCCCAACAGCAGGUGGCCGUAGUCCAAGCCCAAGUGCAAGCCCAGGUCCAGGCUCAAACACAAGCAUCACAGCAGCAGCAGCAGCAGCAGCAGCACUUCCAGUCACAGGGUGGUGGGGCAGCAGGGGGCCCAUCUGGAGACAACCCUUCAAACCCCCCACCCCAGUGUUCCUUUGACCUUACACCUUACAAGACUUCAGAGCAUCACAAAGACAUCUGUCUCACGGUUAGCACCAGCACCAUCCAAGUGGAGCAUCUUUCCAGCUCCUAGAGACCUUGGCAGAGGGGAGUGGAAAACUUCUCAUGCAUAAUCUGUGCCCAUGGGGCAUUCCUUGUGUGAUGGCCGCUCCUCAUGCAACAGCCUCUGGCCUCUUCUACUACAGCUUCCCUCUGGGGGAGGGGAAUGGGGGUUAUGUCCUUUUAACGGCCACUCCUUGGCUUCACCAUUAGUGCCUCAAGAGGCGCGAUGUCAUGCUCUAAAUAGGGGGAAGGGGGGAGUGCCCUUCUUGUGAGAGGGAUCCUCCCCUUCAGCAAGCCCCGUUGGUUGGUUAAGGGAAAGCCCCCGCGUCUCAUAACGUGCAAGGGACACCCUCUGGUACCUGAUAGUAAAGCUGAUGAAAAAUGAGAAGCUAGUGGAUGGAAGGAAGGGGCUUCAGGUCAACAGGAGCGUACAGUGAGGAGGCUCUGAAGGGUGGAGAGUGGAGAACCUUUGCUCUGUUUGUCCCCAUCUCCCUUCCUAUGAGGCGGGGAGGAAGAAUUGCUGCUCCAGUUCUAGGUAUCUCAUGUAAAACCACAAGUAUUGCGGAUGUUGCUGGGGCUUGACUUGCAUCAGCCUCGCCGAGGGCUGUGUGAGGGGUGGCCUGCCCUUCUUCCACCCAGCAGGAGGGAGGUGAGCAGGGUGGGCGGCGGGCGGAGGCUGCAGCUCACAACCUUUUGUGGCUUAACCUCCGUCAGAAGGAUUGGCCUGCUGCAGGCGUGAAUAGGAAGUCUGAACCCAAACGGCAGCUGGUAGCAAGAGUGCCAAAGUGAGCGUGGUGCCCCUCCUCUCUUACCCCGGUAGCGCAGGCUGCAACCCCCACACGGAAAGGAGACCUGUUUGAGGGGCCAGUGGGAAAAGGGAACUGUUGAGCUGCUCCUCUCUAUGCAUCAUCCAGAUGCUUCUUUCACUCUCUUUAUUGCCAAGGCAGACUGGAAUGAGGUGGCUGUGGUGGUGACCCUCGGAGAGCACGAAUCAGAGGCGUCUUCCAGAGGGUGGACAGUGGAGAAGACGAUGUGGUGGAAACAGCCACCCCUGCACAGAGAGACCAAUGAGAAGGGGGGAAUCCCCAGGAAUAGACUCAAGCCGCCUCCCCCAUCGAAUUUACAUAUAAAUAUAAAUAUAUAUAUACAGAUAGAUAGAUAUAUCUAUUCACAUCCCAACCCCAUCCAGCCUGCUCUGUCCUUGCUGUAACUGUUUCUAUCUGUGUUUAUAAAAUGCAUUAUCCUUGCACACUUUCUAUUUUCAAUCCUUGGUUUUUAUACCCCUCUUGCUCACUUGCUCUCUUCAUCUUCCAAGUUAUUUUCUCUUUCUCUCCCUCCCCCCACCUCCCUCCUCUUUUUAAUCUUGUGGUUUCCUAUGCCAUCAUUUCAAUGUUCUGGUUAUCACUGGGAUCUCAGAGGCAGAGAAGGAGGCACAACAAUGCUAUUUGGGAUUUAAGUGAUAAAACGAUCCCUAGCGGGCAUGCAAAUUUCACAGGAGGGUGGGGUAGGAUGGCGGGUGGGGAGGGAUUGGAAGGACUGUGGAUUUUUAAAAUGCUGGAGCAUACAAAUAAAUUGGUUCAGAUGCCUUUCUAUACAAAUGAAGGUGCUGGCGAUUAUUGGCUGUGGUUCUAUGCCCAAGGCAAGAACGUGAGGAUUGCAUGUUCUUCCCUCAUCCAUCAGGACGCCAGCUCAGCGGAGCACUGCAGGCUGCCUUGUAUGCAAACUGUUCUGCUUCCCUGAGAUCAGAAAGUAGCUGUUGUGUGAAGACAGACUCAUGAGUGACCUGAUAAUCCUGCGCACUUGGGAUGGACCAGGACUGGUGGACAUUUCCUUCCUCUCUCUCACCCCACCCCACCCCACCCCUGGACCGCACACAGCUCCAGUAAAUUCAAAAGGGUGCCUAGACAUUUCAAGAUGUUGGUUUGGCUGCAGGGACUAUGGUGAAUUUGAGCAUGUGUGAGUGUGCGCGUGCUGUUUCUGUGUCAGGCAUGGGUAUGAACUUGUGUGUGCACGUGUCCCUGCACUUCAUGUGUGCAUGCAUGUCUGUCAGAAACCUGCACUUCUCUCCCCGCAGGGUGUGAAUUUUCUGGGCCUGAUAAUACAUGUGUCUGAUCAUUGCUUCAAGUACUGCAGAAGCAGGGGUUACGUCUCCCUUUCCUUUGCACCAGGCUGAAGUGGAAGAAUUGAGAGUGAGCGUCUUGAGAAUUGUGUACCAAGUCUCAUGUCCCAGCUAUGAUUUUGAGUGGUAACUAAAGUUGUCAUAAUGUUAAUGUCCAUUCAGUGUGUCGGCUGUGUGUUCCCAUUGCCUCCAACUUGUGUACACAUAGCAGCAGAUCCACGUGUCCACAAGAAACAUCAGGUGGGGGAGUUGCCAGAAUCAGGAGCAAAGGCCUCCCUUUCCUAUUUCAGGACAGAUGGAUGGCUCGAUGAACCGUAAAGAAUGCAAUAGUAGUGGUCUUUCCCUAGCAGGUUAGUGAGGAGUCAAAGGCUGGGUACAGGUGAUAACUUCAUGGAUCUCUGGAAGUUUAAUUAUGGUCUAAGGUCAAAAAAAAAUUGAAUGUGCAGAACAUGCUUGACAACAGAGAGGUAGAAAAGGGUAUAUACCAUGGGCAUCAGUAGUGCUUUCAUAUCCUUCUUUCGGGUCUCUGAAAAAUGGCUGUUUGUGCACCACUGCUUCAUUAUUUGACACAGGGCUGCCCAAUCUGUGGCCUUCGGGGCCCUCAUGCAGUUCCCCAAGCCUUUAGUUGUGGCCUCCUAUCAGAGCUCCAGCCAUCCUGACUGAAUCUUUUCUCCCAGUGAUCCUGAUAUAGAUUGUUCUUUCCUCACAGCGAGGAAAGAAAGAGAGCUGUAAUAGGUGUGUGUGUGUGUGUGCGCGCGCGCGCGUGUAUGCAUGCCUGUAUGUGUGACCCCCGACCCAGCGCUACAUGUGGCUCUUGGGAUCAAAAAGGGGGUGGGGAAAGUGUGCGCUGUGACUUGGGGAUGGGCAGCAGAAGGGUGAGGGAAUGUGAGAAUGCAAACUCACCGGUUCUAAGCCUUGCGGGGCUUGUGGGAACUGUACAUUUCCUGCCUCUUUCGCCAGGAAGAGCUGGGUUUUGAACAUGACCCACAAGCAGCUGGGUCUUGAACAUGUCCUCAUUGCGCACGUUGUAAGGAGUUGGCUAUGGGCUGAGAAACUCGUGCUCCAGGCCUAGAAACACAGGAUCUUUAAUGAGGCCGCUUGGCUUACCAGGUUUGAGACCCACAUGUGGCCUCCAGAUACUGAACCCUGAGGAAAAAAUACAAUAAUUGCAUCUCCCUGUAAGUUUGAAUGUGGGAGCGCUGCAGUGCGGAAUAUAAGAACUGUUUGCCUCUGUGGGAAGAACCUCUUCCUUCGCUGACACCCCUUCUGCCCUCCCCUCUGAAGUCUGCAUCCCUGCCUCUGAGCUACACCAGAGAAAAGAGAGAUCUGGGAGAAAUGGAUUGUGGGAGCUGAGGUGAGAACACGAGUUUCUUUAUGGUGAAUAUAAAACACCUCCACAGAUGCAGUGUUAAAAGUAGCCAAUGGAAGCCCCACCCAAGUCAAGAAACGCCAAAUGUUUUCAAGGCACACUGGGCAAUGUGUGUGCUUUACUUGAAAAUUUUCCAUCUUCAGUGGAAAAAAAGAGUACCAGUGGAAUUUGGGUCACUAUUAAGGAGACUAUUUCCUGUUUGCUCAUACCUUUUUAAAUUACCCCAUCAGCUCAGUGUGGGUAACUUUCAGCUACUUAAAGAGCCUUUCAUGUUGCAUUUCCCAGAGGAGAGGGGUAUUUUAAAGUUCCAACAUUACUAUUGCAUUAGAACUUUUUGUAUUUAAUUUCAUUACUUUUUUAAAAAAGAAAGAAUAAAUUCCAAAAGCCCUCUUAACCUUCA
Messenger RNA from Elgaria multicarinata webbii, 5813 nucleotides. RefSeq names its product zinc finger protein 384 (gene ZNF384). The record is from RefSeq and is a predicted model, not a curated record. Gene Ontology annotation, cellular component: nucleus. The transcript has 9 exons. The coding region runs from base 70 to 1956 and encodes 628 amino acids. Gene Ontology annotation, biological process: regulation of transcription by RNA polymerase II. Gene Ontology annotation, molecular function: RNA polymerase II cis-regulatory region sequence-specific DNA binding; DNA-binding transcription factor activity, RNA polymerase II-specific. NCBI's taxonomy places the organism in Eukaryota, Metazoa, Chordata, Lepidosauria, Squamata, Anguidae.